This is a messenger RNA of Carya illinoinensis, 2214 nucleotides long. Its product is annotated as protein FAR-RED IMPAIRED RESPONSE 1-like. Bases 1 to 2214 code for a protein of 737 amino acids. The record is from RefSeq and is a predicted model, not a curated record. The transcript has 6 exons. Gene Ontology annotation, molecular function: zinc ion binding. Lineage: Eukaryota; Viridiplantae; Streptophyta; Magnoliopsida; Fagales; Juglandaceae.
AUGUUUUCGACAACUUCAAGCCAUGUGGAUGAAAUCCAACAUAUAUCACCCGAGUCUACUGGAAAAAGUUUAUCGACUGAGCCUUCCAUUCAUGAUACUGUUGAACCCAAUGAUGUCGAUCAGUCUGGGGAUAAUGUUGAACUCAAAGAUGCCGAUCAAUCCGGGAGUACAAAUAUUGAAGGGGCUGAUAUCAUUGAGGAGCCAAAAUUGGGAAUGGUGUUUAAAUCUGAAGAUGAGUUACUUUCUUACUAUAAACGAUAUGGGCAACAAUCCGGUUUUGGGAUUAUGACACAAAAGAGUCAUAGGUUUGAGGAUGGGAGCAUUAGAUAUGUCACAUUGGGUUGUGCUCGUGGUGGGAAGGCACGAAACCGUACGACAAAUGCCGCGAGGCCGCGUCCGACAUCAAAGACAGAAUGUAAGGCACGGAUAAAUGUGAUGUUUAAAAAAGGGGUGUUGAAGGUGUCAAGUGUUAACAAUUCCCAUAAUCACGGCCUAAGUCCACAAAAGUCAAGGUUCUUUCGCUGUAAUAGAGAAGUGAGCGAGUCUGUUAAGAGAGUGCUAGAUAUAAAUGAUCAGGCUGGGAUCAGAAUGAACAAGAGUUUUGCCUCUCUUGUACAAGAAGCGGGUGGGUUUGAGAAGUUGCCAUUCACUGAAAAAGACUGUCGUAACUAUAUUGACAAGGCACGCCACCUUCGACUUGGAAAAGGUGGCGCUGGAGCCCUCAGUGAGUACUUUACUCGGAUGCAAUAUAAGAAUGACGGGUUCUUUUCACUAAUGGAUAUGGAUGAUGAAGGGCGGCUGAGGAAUGUAUUCUGGAUGCACGAAGUAGGGCGGCGUACAAAUAUUUUGGACAUAUUUGACAAACAGAUAUGGGAUGCCACUUGGUUGACUUGUAUGAAUGGUGAAGCUCCCAAGGCUAUUAUCACAGAUCAAGAUAGAGCCAUGAAAAAUGCCAUUAGUCUCGUCUUUCCAAACAGCCGACACAGAUCUUGCUUAUGGCACAUCUUGAAAAAAUUGCCAGAGAAGCUAGGUUCACAUGGUGCAUACAAAAUUGGUUUGAAAAGUCAGUUGCUAAAUUGUGUGUAUGACUCUGACACAAUAGAAGAGUUUGAGGGCUCUUGGGAAGUGUUGAUUACGAAGUACAACUUGCAGGAGAAUGCUUGGUUGAAGAGUUUAUAUGCUGAGCGUACGUAUUGGGCACCGGUGUUCAUGAAACAAUUCGAUAAUGCAUUGAGGAAGAAGAUUGAGAGUGAAAGUGAGGCGGACUUUCAAGCAUUCAACGUCACAAUUCUCGUCGUCUCUCCCUCUCCACUUGAGAAGAUUUUUCAGGGGAUAUACACUUGCAAUAAAUUUAGAGAAGUUCAGAAAGAAGUAAUAGGGAUGCUUGCAACUUUUUCUACUCUACACCGGAAGGAUGGUGUAAUUGCAACGUACCAUGUAGAAGAUGAAGUGGAUGUUGAGGAUUUCAUCAAGGAGGUGACCCACACAGUGUACUUUAAUGAGGCCGAAUGUGAAGUGAAGUGUUCAUGUGCCUUGUUUGAGAUGAGAGGGAUACUGUGUAAACAUGUGUUAGGCAUUAUGAGAGUUAACAAAGUCCGUUCGGUUCCUAAAAAGUACAUACUAGAUCGAUGGCAGAAAGACAUCAAAAGGACAUAUACUCUUAUACAAAGUAGUUAUGACUUAGUUGAUCAGAGGCCUGAAGUUAGCAGAUAUUCACGUAUCAUCAAGAAAUGCUAUGAAGUAGCCACAAAUGCAUCUUCAUGUGAUGAGCACACUGAGGAUAUGCUAGAUAAGCUAGAUGCGAUGAACUUAGGCUACCGCACCAAGACGCCGCCCUCGAAGGUUGUAACUACUGAUGCCGACACAACGACAGCUGUGAGUUCUAAGAAAGUAUUGAGUCCUAAUGUAGUCAAAGGAAAAGGUAGACCGCCAUCUCUUAGAAAAAAAUCAAUGAUUGAGAAAGUGAAACACACGACGAAGAAGGCUAGUAAAAAAGGAAAGCGUAAACAGCCGCAUGGAAUACAAGGCGUGGAUGUUAGAACGUGCAGGAAUUUAUUUGGACAAGCAGAUGUUGGAACAACACAAAAUGUUCCAGUUCAGCCGUCACAAUACACUACAGAAGUGUUGGACUUUAGUGCAACCGAAUUAGGCUUUACAGUGAAUGAGACUCGAGAAAGUGUAAAUGGUUUUCUUUAUGUUUGUCAUAUUGUGUAA